Oryzias melastigma (Indian medaka) is the source of this 1019-nucleotide messenger RNA. Its product is annotated as cystatin. The transcript has 3 exons. The record is from RefSeq and is a predicted model, not a curated record. Lineage: Eukaryota; Metazoa; Chordata; Actinopteri; Beloniformes; Adrianichthyidae. Gene Ontology annotation, molecular function: cysteine-type endopeptidase inhibitor activity. Bases 538 to 927 code for a protein of 129 amino acids.
AUGACAGAGACUGUCUUUGUGUGCUUUAAUAGAUGGUGAUGUGAAGAAUCCAAUGCGAGAGACCAAGAUUUGUAAAUGGAAACUUACAUUUAAAAAAAUAAAUAUGACUAAAAUAAACCCUGAUCAAUCAGAAAUAAGACAGAAUAAAUGAGGGGCCAAAAAAAACUUCAACCUAGAGUAAUGUUACUUAAUAUGAAAAAGCUGAAUGUGAAAAAAGACACAACUGAACAUAAAGAUUUACUGCAGGUGAUUAAACCAAGAACGACUCCAAAUGAGACCAGCAUCUAGACCUUAAAAAAUCAUAAGGACAAACUUCCUUAUGGAUAUAUAAGAACAAAUUAUUAAAAUUAUUUGGAUAAAUUAAAAAAAAGACCUCUGGAGAGAUGACUAAAAGAAAGUAGAUUUUGAGAAUCUCCCUGCUGAUUGGCUGAGAUUCACCCCCAAUAAACUGAUAAACCAUGAUAAACCUGUGUAUAAAACUGAAGAAAACAUUGAAGUUAUUCGUCUGUUUUUCGCAUCUUUGGCUGCAUUCACACAAUGAUGUGGAAAUUGGCUUUUGCUUUCCUUGCUGUUCUGCUUGCUGUCGGGUUUGGUCAAAACCCAGAUGGUGGGACCGACGUAAACGCCAAUGACCCAGAAGUCCAGGCAGCUCUGAAGUUAGCCAUGGAAGAAUACAACAAAGCCUCCCCAGAUAUUUACUUCUUCAAAGUGGUGAAGGUCAUCAGAGCUCAGAUAACGCCUCGGGAAGGUUACAAGUGCACCCUUACUGUGAUGAUAGCAAGAACAGUGUGCAGAAAGGGUCGUCCGGCUAACUGGUGCCCUGUCUUCAUUAAUCCAGAUCGGGCUAAGUCUUAUCGAUGCACAUUUGUUGUGCGAUACAAUGAAUGGGCAGGAAUUUGGAUGCUGGUGGAUCAGGAGUGCCAUUAGGAGACAACCACAUUGAUUCAUCUGGAUUGAAAGUUGUUCUCAAGUUAACUGGAUUAAAACAAAUUGAAGUAGUAUUUGAAUAAUAAAUAAAA